AUGAAAUGUGAUUUUUGUGAAGAGACUACACCAUUGAUUGGUAAGAAUACAUGUGUUAUAGAGUUAGAAAUCAUGCGUCAUUCUUUGUUCUUGAAAUACUCACAAUCAUAGAAUUACCAUUAUACUAAGGGGAUAACAGAGAUCUUACACAAUCAUCGUACAACCAACAAUAUACUUUACAAAGAUGUGAUAAUGUAUGAUACACCUGAAGAAUUAAUUUGCAAAAUCUAUUAAUCUGAAAUAGUCUCUGAAAAAUUGUAAAUGUUGGGUGAGUACUACAAAGUACUAUUUUAAUCUUCUACACUAGUUCCAUAACGAUAUACCUCGAUUAUUUAUGCUUCCAGCCAUUAUUCCAUUAAAUUAUUACCAUGAUAAGAAGAGAAGAUUAGAGUACUUUCGCAUUGCCAAGUUGAUAGCUUAAGAGAAUAAGAAUAAUCCUGAUAAACCACCAAAAGGAAUAGUAGGUGAUUCCCCAAUGCCAUAAUCCAGCCAAUAAGUUACUGCUUAAGAACCUAGCUCCUCAGACGAAGUAAGACAGAACACACUCAACUUAGUUGAUGUCUAAAUGUGACAAGAUCCUUGAUGGCAUAAGUAUCAUUGACCCUAAACCACAAUUUGUUAACUUCAAGUAAUAGCUCCACCAAUAUAAACUUAUGUAAUCUACCAAUCCUAACUUUAAAUACGAAAACUACUAACCUCCAUAACAAUUAUUUAUUUCAUAAAACAAACCACUCCUAAAUCAUCGAAAAUCAAGUAUAACAAGUAUACUUAAUAUGCUCAAGACAUCUAUUCCUAAAACAGUUCCUAAAAAGAAAAAUCUAUCCUUAAAAUCUGAUCAAUUACAUAUUGUAAACUCUUCAAAUUUUUAAUCUAGACUCCUCGUGAUGUCGAAUUUAAAUCUUCAAAUAAUCGUACCUUACUACCAAAUCAAUAAAGAAUUGCCACUCUCUUAAAAUCACCUAAAUGUGUUACACCAAGAGCUCCUUAACAAAGUCCGCAUCUUCCAAAAAAAGUGUAAUAAUUAGAAUUAAAAGUCAUGUCUGAUCUUUAGACACUUUAAGUCAAAAAAUUAGUAAGAGAUUCCAAGCAAUAUUGCACUGUUCAUUUUGACAGUUUAUCUUUAUUAUAAGAUCCUCGUAGUCUUACUUAAAGAUAUGAAAUAACAAAUCGUCUAAAGGGAUAAUUAUCUAGAAAAAAAUUAAACAUAAAAGAAUUAAAUCAAUUUAGAAGAGCGAAAAUUUAAGAGCCUUUAUCAAAUCGAGAACCUAGCAGAAAAAUCAAUAUAAAAUCAAAAUCAAAUGAUAAACCAUUACAAAUAAAUACAAGUGGAGAAUAAAAGCUUAUGUAUUAUUAAUAAACACAAUCUGCAAGAUAAGUAACUAAUUCUUAAUAAUCAACAAUGCUUAAAUAGAGUAGUGGAUAAUCAUCAUCUUAGUAAAUGCAUCAUUAAAAAUCAGCUACUGCAAAAGGACUUGGAAAAUCUAUGAAAUAAUAAAGCUCUAUUGAUUCUUAACUGUAUAAGGUAGCACUUAAUUUGGCACUCAAAUCAGUUAGAAGCAGGAAAUAAUGA
Molecule: messenger RNA, 1570 nt
Organism: Paramecium sonneborni
Lineage: Eukaryota; Ciliophora; Oligohymenophorea; Peniculida; Parameciidae
Source: the annotation of a GenBank genome assembly